UUCCCCUCGCCGAAAAGAUUUGGAACUUAUUACUACGCUCAGCAGAUCUGCAAGAUGGCCGUGCGGGAGCUUCAUCCCGUGCUAAAAUUAACUUUGAUUUUAACUUUUACACAAUUUAUUUGUGCAGAAGUUCUAACUCCACCCUACUUUAAUUUAGCCCAGGGACGAGAAAUUACUGCAACAUCAACAUGUGGCGAGUCACCCUCCGGUGGAGAAAGUAGAGAACGUUACUGCCGACUUACGGGUGCAACGGGUCGAGAAAGAUCGAGGGUAGAUACAGAAAUUAUUCAAGGCCAGUUCUGUGAUUAUUGUGACCGGAAUGAGCCAGGAAGAGAACACCCUGCAAAGUAUGCCAUUGAUGGUACAGAACGCUGGUGGCAGAGCCCCCCUCUAUCCCGGGGUAUGGCUUACAGUGCUGUCAACCUCACCGUCAAUUUGGGUCAGGAAUUCCAUGUUGCCUAUGUCUUCAUCAAGAUGGCCAACUCUCCUCGUCCAGGGGUCUGGGCACUGGAGCGCUCUGUUGACAACGGACAGACAUGGAAGCCGUGGCAAUACUUCGCCGACACGCCCAGCGACUGUAACAAGUUCUUCUCUGUAGAAGCUGACACCAAUCUGGACGCCGACGAUUCUGUCAUCUGUGCCACUCAGUUCUCCAAGAUCGUACCACUUGAUAACGGAGAGAUUGUCGUGUCCCUGGUGAACAACCGCCCGAAUGCCAUGAACUUUUCAUACGCGGAGACGCUUCAGGACUGGACCAAAGCCACCAAUGUCCGACUACGUCUGCUUCGAACCAAAACACUGCUGGGACAUCUGAUGGCUGUCGCGCGUCAGGACCCCACCACUACUCGGCGGUAUUACUACAGUAUCAAGGACAUCUCAAUCGGCGGCCGAUGUGUGUGUAACGGUCACGCUGAGAGCUGUGUGAGGAGCGACCCCCUGAACCUUAACAAGCUUGUGUGUCAGUGUGAACACAAUACGUGUGGCGACCAGUGUGACCGCUGCUGUCCUAACGCCAUACAGAAAAAAUGGAUGCCGGGACGCACUGACAAAGUCUUCCAGUGUGAAACCUGCCAGUGUUACAGACACAGUGACGAGUGUGUUUACGAUGAAGAGGUGGACAAACUCGGCCAGAGUAUUGACGUACAGGGCAACUACAUCGGAGGAGGCGUCUGUCAGAACUGUCGGCACAACACUAUGGGUGUGAACUGUCACCAGUGUGUACCUGGGUACUACAACCCGUACGGUGUACCACUCGACUCCCCGGAGGCCUGUACCCCGUGUGUGUGCGAGGGUGCCAAGUACACAGGAGAAUGUGAGGCGGGUACUGGACGAUGUCUGUGUAGCAUGGAGUAUACAGGACUCGACUGUGACAGCUGUAGUUUUGGUUACUAUGGUUACCCAGACUGUAUACCAUGUGACUGCCACCUAAACGGUACUGAGGGGACCGUGUGUACAGUAGGUGGAGGACAGUGUCCCUGUAAAGAGGCGUACGUCGGUAGCCGCUGUGACAUGUGUGCUUUUGGCUUCUACAACUUCCCCAACUGUAAAUCCUGCCAGUGUGAUUCUACUGGGUCCUCCAGUAAUGUGUGCGACGUGGAGACUGGACAGUGUCCAUGCCAGCCCAACUACUCCGGACUGGAAUGUAACCAGUGUGCCAAUGGGUACUACAACUACCCAGAGUGUAGAGAGUGUGACUGUGUGGUAGCAGGUACAGAGGAGGGUAUAUGUGACAAAGACACGGGUGAUUGUCUGUGUAAGACUAACUACAAGUACCCGCGCUGUGAUCGCUGUGCCCAGGAAUAUUACGGAUUCCCGCUGUGUCAAGAGUGUCAGUGCGCCGACCCUGGUUCCUACAGUAGAGUGUGUCGCGAGGACGGCCAAUGUGCCUGUAGCACAAAUUUUGCUGGAAAACAGUGUUCUCGCUGUGCAGCAGGCUUCUACCGGUACCCAGAAUGUAUGACUUGUGAGUGUGACUUGUAUGGAGCCAUUGGACAGUCCUGUGACCAGCUGACGGGGCAGUGUGAGUGUGCUCCCACGUUUGAGGGGCUCAUGUGUAACAGGUGUAAGGAGGGGUUCUACAACUACCCUAACUGCGAAGAGUGCAACUGUAACCCUGCCGGAGCAAAGGAGAUUCCAGGCUACCCCCUUGGAGGGUGUGGUGUUGUUACACGUGGGCUGUUGUGCGAGUGUAAGGAGAAGGUGAUGGGACGUAUCUGUGACCAGUGUCAACCAGGGUACUACAACCUCAACAGGAACAACCCUCAGGGAUGUCAAGAGCUGCCAUUCCGUGGUUCCUGUGAAUGCCAUGCCCCGGGGACAAUGUCUGGCCUGAGUAACUGUGAUCCUAUUGAUGGUCAGUGUAUGUGUAAGACCAACGCUGGUGGGCGUCGCUGUGACAGAUGUCAAGAUGGAUUCUAUGGACUCAGUGAUGAAAAUACGUUUGGAUGUGUUGAGUGUAACUGCGACAUGGGAGGAUCGGCGAGCGCUGUCUGUGACAGCAGAACCGGACAAUGUAGGUGUAAACCCAGGGUUCGUGGCAAACGCUGUGAAAGUCCGGACACGCUGCAUUUCUUUCCCUCACUGCAGCAGCUCAUCUACGAGAUCGAAGAUGGAAAAACACCCGAGGGUUCUCACAUCAGAUACGGCUUUGACCAGGAAAUAUUUCACAACUUUUCCUGGAGGGGAUAUGCCAUUCUCACUCACCUGCAGCCUGAAGUCUUGAUGGACGUCAUAGUGACCCGACCCAGUCUCUACCGAAUCAUCUACCGUUUCGAAAAUCUUAACGCGUAUACAGUGAAGGGGGUGGUAACUGUCACGCCUCAGUCUGUGGCGGACGACAAGCAGACCAGCGACGUUUUGUUUGUUCACUCGGAGAUGCCACAGUUUGUGACAGUCGGUACCACAAGUGGAGUUAAAGACUUUGUGCUGAACCCUGGGAGGUGGACAAUCUCCAUCAAGUCCCCAGACCUGCUACUCUUGGAUUACAUGGUCCUGGUGCCACAAGCUUAUUACGAGGCAACAGUUUUACAGCAGCCAGUCACACGCCCCUGUACCAUCCCUGACGACGACGGCCCGUGCCUGUAUUAUAAUUACCCAGACUUGUCCCAUUUCCCAGCCGUGUCUGGGGAGAACGGGUAUACCAUAGACUCGGACGGCAACGUCGUACCCACACAGGUGUUCUCCGACCGAGACAUUCUGAACGAGCUGGACCUUGAUGGACUGGCCAAGCUGGAUAGAAACCAGAAUUCGUUGAACAUGAAUUUGGCCGUACCGGACCCUGGGCAGUAUAUCAUUGUGGUCAACUACUUCGCUCUGUCCAACACCACCCAAGAUCUAAAUGUGACCAUCAGGACCGCAGAAGGGGACUACCUAGGAACGGUGUCUCUCAGUAACUGCAAAUACAGUGUUCUUUGUCGAGAGGUACUGAAGGAUCUGAGCAGUAUGCCGGCCCUCACCUUCAUCAACGGAACUGCCCAGAUCAUCCUCACUGGGGACGACAAUAUAGAUGUGGCUAUUGGCUCUGUGGUGGCUAUACCGUACCCCGACUGGACCCUGGGAUACAUUCGGCCCAGCAUCAUCUGUAUCCGUAUCAAUGGCAUAUGCAUAGGUUCCCAUUGGUCUGUACCAGCUGACUCCCGCAGGAUCGAGUUCGAAGACCCACCUAACCAUGAGCUCCGUGUCGGCCCUAACGAGUUCCCAUCCUGGAUCGUGGAUGGAAACGUGGGAUUAGUACAUCUCAAUGACACUGUGUCGACCAUUGAAGUGGAGGCCACGGUUCCAAAUCCCGAUCGCUACGUGUUUGUCGUCCACUUUUACCUGCCCAGUGAAGCCGGAAUUGAUCUUCCAGUCAAGAUUCAUGCUGACGGUCAAGUUUAUGAAGGUAUGUUCCGACCUAGGUACUGCCCUGGUGUUUCUGGUUGUCGUGGACUGAUCUAUUUCGAUGAAGAAGAUGUCAGUGGUAUGAUAGGUGUGAGUGACAACAGGGUUUUUAUCCGUUUCAACAACACAGGCGGCCAUGACAUCUACUUGGACUACCUGUUGAUGAUUCCGGCUUCCCGGUUCUCGGCUGCUGAUUUGGACAUCCAGCCCGUGGAUAACUCCGCUAACUUCCUGACAAACUGUGUUGGACCAGGCUUCCAACUCAUAAGUAACUCUGAGUUCUGUCGGAAGGGGAUCUUCUCCUUAACAACAGAGUUCAACAAUGGCGCCGUACCGUGCACCUGUGAUAUUGACGGUUCUCUCAGCUUCAGUUGUGUAAACUUCGGGGGUCAAUGCCAGUGUCGGGAUCAUGUCAUAGGUCGGAGCUGUACUCACUGUACCGAGGGGUAUUACGGCUUCCCCAACUGUAAAGAAUGUAAUUGUCCCUACGGAAGGUGUCAUCCAAUCACUGGUGAAUGUGUGUGCCCCCCUCGUGUGGCAGGAACCAUGUGUGACCAAUGUGUGGCGGAGACCUUCGGCUACGAUCCUCUCGUCGGCUGUACCGACUGUGACUGUAGCUACUACGGUGUCCUGAAUGACGACCUUAACUGUGAGCAGGGUACUGGCCAGUGCAGCUGUAAGGAGAACAUCGAGGGACGCAAGUGUGAUACCUGUCAUAUCGGGUUCUAUGCCUUCCCACACUGUCAGGAGUGUAACUGUAACACGAUCGGCACACAACAAACCAUCUGUGACCAAACCAACGGACAGUGUCUCUGUAAGGCCAAUGUUGAUGCGGGUAGGUGUGACCGAUGUCAGCCUGGAAAGUUCAACCUUGACCCUCGUAAUCCGAAGGGUUGUACCAGCUGUUUCUGUUUUGGCACGACUCAGACAUGUGACAGCUCAGUCUACACCUGGGGAAUGCACAAAGACAUGGCAGGAUGGACAGCAACAAAUGUGGAGCCGAGUGCCGUGCGAGAGGCUGGAGAUAUUGUGGCCAUUCUGAAUGUCCAGACCUUCAUCACCGACUCUGAUUCUGUCAUUUACUGGGUCGCUCCACAGUCUUACCUUGGGAACAAGGUGGUAUCUUACGGAGGUGGCCUAAAAUAUUCCUUCAUCUACAUGCUUGAGGACCCCACGACAGAGGAGGAGGCUGAGGGACCUGCUGUAGUUCUCACCGGAAGGAACAUGACAAUUGUACACAAGCUUGAUGCUGCAGACUACCAGGGAAAUCGUGUUUACGAAGUCACCGUGCCCAUGGUGGAGACCCAUUUCGUGUACAGCGACACCAGUAGGUUUGUGAAUCGUGACAACUUCAUGUCAAUCCUGGUGGACCUCCAGUCUAUGCACAUUAGAUCGGCCUUCACGACCAACGUAGACCAGCUCAGGUUGAUGAACGUGACUAUGUUGGUGGCAGCGGCUGACGGUGAUGACGGCCCUGCCUUGUCUGUGGAGCAGUGUAACUGUCCCCCCGGCUACACUGGCACAUCCUGCGAGAGCUGUUCACAGGGAUACUACCGAACACCGAAUGCACCAUUCCUCGGUGCGUGUGUACCUUGUAUGUGUAACAGGCACACCGAUACCUGUGAUCCAGACACUGGCAUGUGUCUUGGUUGCCUUGACAACACUAUGGGAGACCACUGCGAGACCUGUCUACCUGGUCACUAUGGCGACCCGUCCCGGGAGAGCUGUACCAUCUGUAGCUGUCCUCUUCCUGUGGCCAGUAACAACUUUGCGUUUGGAUGUAAUGUAUACAACGGUCAGAUGGUUUCCUGUGACUGUCAACCCGGCUACGCAGGUCUUCUCUGUGAUCGGUGUUCCCCAGGUUACUAUGGUAACCCCAACGAACAGGGUGGUCGGUGUGAAAUGUGUCAGUGCUCUGGAAAUAUUGACAUGUCUAACCGUGGAUCAUGUAGCGAGGUGACGGGUUCGUGUCUUGUGUGCGGUAACAACUCGACAGGUGCAGACUGUUCCCAGUGUCGUGAAUGGUGGUACGGUGAUGCCGUCAAUGCCAAAAAUUGUCAAGCCUGCACUUGUGACCAGUGUGGUACCCAGCAGUGUGACAAUGGUGUAGGACAGUGUCAAUGUAAACCUAAUGUUCAGGGUAUCGACUGUGACAGCUGUGCCCCUAACACAUACGGGUUUGAUGACUGUGAGGGUUGCCGGGACUGUAACUGUGGACUAGCAGCCAGCAGCCUUCAGUGUGACCUUGUCUCAGGUCAAUGUUCCUGUCAGCCUGGCGUCACCGGUCUUAUGUGUGACGAGUGUAUGGACGGCUACUUCGACUACACAGCGGCAGGAUGUCAAAAGUGUGACUGUGAGUCAGACGGUGCUAUGACCUGUAAUCCCUUUACCGGUGUAUGUCAGUGUCUCAAGGGUGUCACAGGAGACAGGUGUGACCGAUGUCUACCACGCUGGAUCCUUGUACCCAACGAGGGGUGCCGUCCCUGUGACAACUGUGUGCACAUUUUGCUGGACGAUUUGGAGUUCAUGGACAGAAAUCUGACUAGUCUGACGGGUAACCUAGCAACAGUCUCUGUUGGAGUCACCGCCCUGAAACGACUUGAGGCCAUCAACGAGUCCAUUGCCCUAAACGCACCCAAGAUUGGUAUGAUGAAGGAAGCAGAUGAUGCAUUCUCCCUCACCCCACUGAGGCAGGCUGUCACUGAGAUCAUCCAGAAAGCCGACGAAACCAGCGCUAAGUCUCAGACGGAGAUUAGGUCUGCAGCCCUUGUGAAGGAGGAAUCUGAACAAUUCCUCACCAACGCCCUUGACCUUGAACAGGAAGUUGAUGAUAGCAGUAACAGUGCUAAUGCGGCUAUGCAGGAUGUCGAGGAUGUCCUUGCCACUAUCCUGAGGGGUAUCCAGGUGACAAACAUCGACACAUACAUUGAGCAGUCGACCAAUCUCUUGGAUGACAUCAUGGCAGUCAACAUGACCGGAAUCAAGGACAAAGCAGAUUCUGCCGUUAUGGAUAUUUUCAAGUUGGACUUGGACAGGUUCAGGAAUGCUCACAUUGCGGGUGAGAAAGAGGCUGAGAGGCUUGCCAAUGCCGUCAACGACCUGGCCGACAGUCUGUACAGCCUACAGGAACACGGUCAACAAAGUCUCACCAACUCCUCCGACACCAUGACCCUCGUGGCCAAGAUCAGACAGCUGAGCCUCAGUAUCAUUGAUCUACGUCUGCAGGGAGUGGAGGAAUCCAGCAGAGAUACGGAGAUGAUCCUGAGGAUGUCCCAGAGAGAGGUGGCCGAAGCACUUCAGGCUUUGGAGACAUGCAAGGCCGACAGCCAGACGGUGAGCGACCAGUCAAAUUCUCUAGAAGAUGGCAUCAAUCAGCUCAACGUGAUUGAUCAGGAUUUGAGUGACAAUUUGAGUGAUUUGGAUGUGAAGCUACUGGACGUACAGACUCAUGCCGGUAGCUUGGUUGAUCAGGCAAAAAUGCUGGAGAGUGUGUACACCGACACUCGAGAUACAGCUGCCCUUGCUCUCAGGGCUGCCAAUGCCUACGAGGGUAUCGUCAUGGCGAUAAACGAUGCAUACAACGCCUCGCGUACAGCAACAGGGGUGGCAACUCACGCUCUCGGAAAGUCAUUCGGUGUUGGGGAUGUGUCUGCCAACCACAGGAAUAGGAGUGCUGAACUCCUUGAAGCUGCCGAAAAGAAACUUAGAGAAACCGACAUGGACUUGCAGGAGAGACUGGAGGAUGCGACCUUCAACACCGACAAGGUCGAGGACACCAACCAGGAAGCGAAGGACCGACUUGACAACGUCAACAUACAACUGCCUCCACUGGAAUCCAAUACAGUUGGUACGAGGGCCAGAGAUGCUAUAACAUUAGCCAACGCAGCUAGUCAAAUGACUGCAGACGCUGGGAAUAAGGUCAAAAACAUCAUCAGAAACUUGCCCUCAAACAAAGCAAAGGUUGAGAAACUCUUCAAUGACAACACCAAGACGAAAAAAAACACGCAGUACGCAGAGCAGCAGACCCAGGAUGUCAAGGAGAAAGUGCCACAGAUUAUGGACCUGAUUGAGCUGGUUGGAACACAAUCCAAGAAUGUGCGUAGUCUUCGUGACAGUGUGAUGGGUAACAUCACAGAACUGCGAGAAAAGAUUAUACUGGCACGUGACGAGGCAAACAGGAUCCGUGUUGGAAUGGAGUUCCUUGGCAACACAACAGUUGCCCUGAGAAACCCACCAGAUAUUGACCUGGCUGGGUCAUACAGUCGCCUCACGACCUACAUCCGUACCCAGCAGAGUGACGCAUUGCUGGCCUACAUUGGGGCAGAAUUCAUCCCGGACAGACCUGAUCCCGACUUUCUGGCCUUGGAACUACGCGACGGCCGAGUUAUGUUUAAAUAUGACCUGGGGACAGGAGCCGCAGAGAUCAGCCACCCAUGGAGUGUAAAUGACAACCAGUGGUACAAGGUUGUGGCUGAGCGGAUUGGUAAGACGGGCACUCUGACACUGGAGCGUGACGUAGGUGUCGGGGUGGAGAGUGACAAGGCAAGUGGCAACUCGUCAGGAAUAUUUACUGUACUGGAACUGAACCCUGUCACAACCAAGUUCUAUCUCGGAGGCGUGCCUAGUACGACUAUGUUGCCGAGGACAGUCAUAGGCUCCAACUAUUACGAAGGUGCUAUGGAGGGUGUGGCAUUUGACAGUCAACCAAUGGGAAUCUGGAACUUUGUUUACGGUGACAAUAACUACAUUGGAGCCAUAGAAAGGAAUGUUCUGGUUGAGGAAAAAUCCAAUGGCUUCAGCUUCAAUGGUAACGGCUAUGCCAUAGUAAGUGCCAGAGAAGUUAACUUCCGUCCCCAACAGAAGGCCACCAUCAUCAUGCAUUUCAAGACUUAUGCUAGUAACGGGCUUCUGUUCUUUAUGGGGAAGGGGCGUGACUUCAGCUCCAUUGAACUACGUGAUGGCAGGAUAUCCUUUCAGUAUGACUUGGGAGGCAUGCCUGCCAAAUUGAUGACAGUACAGACUUACAACGACGGUGCAUGGCACAAGAUCCAAGCGGCUCGGGACAAACAGACAGGAUUCCUGAGAGUCGACGAGGAAGCCGGAAUAGAGGGUAGGUCGCCGGGUACACUAGCCUCCCUCUCCUACACAGACGACAUCUUCAUAGGAGGAUUCAACGAGCUCAUCAUGCCAGUCAAAUAUGUGAGUGCUGAGGGUUUCCGUGGCUGCAUCAAGGAUGUUCAGUUUGAUAGUACGGUGUGGGAUCUGAUCAACAACAAUGAGGCUAAGGGUGUUGUCCGAGGAUGUCCAGAACAGAUGCUGAGAACAGCGACGUUUGGAGGAGACAUUCCGGGCCACAUUGCCAUACCAAUGGAUAGCAUCGGUGUCAACUUUGAUGUUACAUUCAGGAUGAAGACUGUUUCUAACUCCAGUCUGCUUAUGUAUACCUCAGAUAAUAAUCAGAAUACUGUGUUUUCCGUGUCGACAUCCAUGGGUAAGAUCAUUGUUACAGCUGACCCCGGGGGCGACCUCACGCGUCUGGAGAGCAAAGUGAAAACCUACAAUGACGGGAAUUGGCAUUACAUCUCUAUAAUGAAGAUGGGCAGAAAACUAAUGAUGAACAUUGAUGACAAGGAGAUCAUUGAGAACCCCACACAAUCUUUAGAAGAGGAAAUUAUUACCCAGCGACCUAUUUUCUUCGGCGGCACCGACUUCUCCGUGCCUGAAUCCUCUGUUGGUGCAACAGCUCCCUUCUUUGGCUGUAUCUCCGACAUUACCAUCAACGGAAAAUUCAAAAACUUUGCAAGCAUACAGAGUCAGAAUAUAAGGGCUGUUACCCUGGGUGACUGUUCUGAAUCACAACCCAGCGGACCAGUGGUGUUACCACCUGUUGUCACACCUAAGACAGGUCCGCCUGAACCAACAACUCCGACAGCAGUCCGACAGUGUGCCUUAUCAACAGACGUGGACAUCUCCCCUCAGCAGGGUGCUGUGUCUGGGAAAUUGUUUGGCACAUUCACCGAGAGUCGUGAGGAAUAUGCUUUGGUUCCAGCAAGUAUGACCGUCAGAUUUACAUUAUUGAUAGAAUUCAAAACAACGUCCACGACAGGAGUUUUGUUUUAUGCCUCGGAUUCGCGACACCGAGACUUUGUAGGUGUGUACAUGCUGAAUGGUAAAAUCGGAGCAGCGUUUAAUUGCGGUACAGGGACGGGACGGAUACUGUCCUUCAGGGCUUAUAACGACGGACAAUGGCAUACCAUGAAAUUUGCCAGAAAUUUGAAACGAGGUGAGUUGGAGAUUGACGGGGAGAAGAAUGGAGUUGCCACAUCGAGCGGAUUUACUCGCUCAUUGAACGAGAAGCCACCAUACUACCUCGGAGGUCUGCCAAUGGAAGUUGCCAAAAAAGCAUCAAAAAAUCUUGAGGGUGCCAGCACGAGUUUCCAGGGCUGCGUCAGGAACCUAAUGGUGAAUGAUAGGAACUUUAGCAAUCCUCAGCUGGAGUUCCAGGUACAGCCGUGCAGCACCAACCUAGAACAGGGCUCUUACUUCUACUCCAACGGAGGCUACGUACAGCUAACUCAAGAGAAAUUCGUCGUUGGCUUAGAUUUGGAAUUCUCUGUGGAGAUCCGUCCUCGUAACUUGACGGGUGUAAUUUUAUCUGUCCAUUCCACCGGGAGUGACUUCAUGGCUUUACAAAUGAAGGAUGGAGAGAUCAUAUUCAGCGCUGAUAAUGGAGGCGGAAUCAUCACCACCAAGUACACGCCCCCUACAAACAAUCUCCUGUGUAACGGCGAAUGGCACACAAUCAGUGCUGUUAAGGCCAAGAGUACAUUGCUGAUGACUGUGGAUGGUCAAAUGAUACGGCCGGUCAGCGGUAAGGCGGGCAGUUCAUCGGCCGACACAACAGAGCCUCUGUUCGUGGGUGGUGUACCAGAUCUGGGAAGGCGGGGACUGGUGGCUGAUGGGAGUUACCUUGGCUGUAUACGUAACUUAGCUAUCGGAGUGGACCGCACACCUCAGUAUAUUACCGCAGGCACCGUAACGGGCUCGGUCAAGGCCGACUCAUGUCCAGCUAAUUAAAAAGAACCUUCUCUGUGUAAUGAUUUAGGCUUGUUGCCAUGGUAACCUUUAUAGUGAAAACGAAUAUUUAUAGAAAUUGCAAUUUUGUAUACAACUGUCAAUAUGAUGAAUUAAAGUACGAUUUUAUAGAAAGCAUAAUGUAUUGUUUGCAUUGAUCUAGUUCAAGUACAUGAGGUAUUAGAACCUAGUGAGGGAAUGGGCUCUAAGAAAGGAAAUGUGAAAAUCAAGUUUGUUUGUAGAAUCCGGUGUUACUAAAAUUUGUACACUGCCAUUCAUAGAUGCACAGACAUCAAUACAUUUCAAAUUUAACAAUAUUUUAAAAAAGGCUUCCAAAUUUCAUAAUACAGAGAUAUUCAUAAAACUUAUAUUUAAUACUUCUAUUUGGUACAUAAUCAAAAUGAAACAAAACAUGUUCAACGAAUCUUUCCUAUUAUUUGACAUAUAUAUAUUUCUUAUCUUUAAAGCUAUGAGAAUUAUGAAAGUGUUAAGAUUUCUCUUUUAAGAAACCUGUACAUUAUCAGAAAACCCUGAUGUGUCCGUCUCCAUGGAUGGCAGUGUAUUUAUAUGAAGUUGUAUGUGCAAUAAUGUUAGAACAUAACUUUAAUUCUACAUGAUUUUAUUACAUUCUCAACCUGAAGAAUACUCCACGAUAUCAAUGCGCUAGAAAUAGUAAGUUCCUUAAUAGGGCUUGUGUAUUAGAGGUUACCAUGGCGACUACUUACUCCAGCUGAAAUUUAGCAGGAACUUGUGUCCAGGUUUAACAAUCUAUUUCCUCACAGAAUAUUUCCUUGUACAUGUCAAAGGCAGUUUUAUCAAUAUUACAGCUUUUAUCAACCUAAAUGAACUCUGGGUUCUUUUUUGAUAACAGCAAUGAAACAUCUGCUAUAACCAGGUAGGUUAUGAGGUUAAAUCUGUAAUUCGGAUAAUCAUGUACAAAAAUUAUAAUAGAACCAAUUUUUUGGACUUUUCAGCUCAAAGUUUUAUAUGCAAAUUUUAUGAAGGUGCAUUGAUCAACAUGCAUACCAUUUUAAUUUUGUUGAACGAUGCGUCGCCUUGGUCUUUAUAGAGGAAUUAUCCUGUGUAGGAUGGACACGUUUUCUCACUUGUAAUCUGUGAAAUCUGAUGUGUAAAAGGUGAAGACCCCGACAACCUUCCUUACUGUGGCUAAAUACCAAUCCUAACGUAAAUCAUCCUGAAUAUUAUGUUGAAUGUCCCUUGAUAAAUGCCAAAAUUGUUGAACAGUUGAUAUUGUUUUUACCUGCAAAUUGUCUUUCAAGAUUUUGAAAACAUUUUUUAAGAAAUUUUAUGUCUUGUUAUCUACAAAUUUUAGUACAAUCUACAAAUUUUAGUACAAUAUACACUUACAUGAAGAGUUGAGUAGAGAUCUUAAAUGUUCUCCUUAUCUCAGUGUUUUGUUGUUAACUGACUAGAGGUAAAAGUGUUUGUGAUGUAAUUUAUAAAUUUUAUCAGGGUAUUUGUGUAUGUUUUAUCAAUAAAUGAAGAAUCUCUAUUUUUAAAAAUGUUAAAUUUGAUGAAGUUGUUGCAUUUCAUAUUAAAUGUUAAAUAUCAAUGCAUUUAGUAAAAAAACUAAAGGAAAUCCAGUUUUUAUGUUUGUCAAGACAUAAUCCUCCUAGACCUUGAUCACCAUGUUAUUUUUUGUACAUUUUAACACUGAGUUUUUAAGUCUUCCCUUUACCAUGUCAUGUUUUAGGAUCAGAAUUUGUCAACAAAUUGAGACACAUGCAUCAAAACAAAAACAUAAAUAAACAACAUAUUCAUUUGUAGUUUGUGACGAUUCUUUAUUGAUAUUUAAUAAUUUUUCAAUACCAGGUACUAAUAAAUUCAAAAAAUUAAAUUAUCAUAAUAAAAAUUAAAAAAGAUGAAAGAUUGAAAAUUAAAUACAGAUUUUGAAACUUUAUUUGAAAAAUUUUCUUUGAGCAAAUUUCUUCAAUAAUGCAUGUGUCUGAAUUUAUUAUCAAUAAUUUAGGCCACUGACCAUCUGUUUUUGUACAUUUAGUUAACUGCACAUAAGUUUAGUUAUUUUAGGUUUUUACAAGGACAUUUUAAGGCAUUUUCAAAUUAUUCUGUUUGCUUGAGAUCAUGAAAAAUUUAUUUAUGUGUAUUUAUAUAUUUCUAAUAAUUUCACACAAUUGGCACUCUAAAUUUUUUAAAUAAUAUGAGGAAUAAAACAAACUUACUAAAUGUACCGAAAUAAAAAGCAGUUAAUAAAAUAUGUGUGUUGUCUUUAUUUCUCGCUGUAGAACCAUAUUUAUCUUGAAACCAACACUAUAGAAUAUUGAUAUGUGUGUAGAAGAUGUGGAAUAAUAAAGAUGCCUAACAAGCGUCAGCUGUAGGGAAUUUCCCUUUAGCUGUAGAGCAUUGGACUGGGGAGCCAAGGGUCGCAGGUUCGAGCCCCAGCGACGGCACUAUCUUUAUCACUGUUCCUCGUCCUACUACAUGUGGUUAUAACGACUGAGCAAACCUCAUACUUGUUCCCCAAUAUACAGUUCCACAAAAAGAGAAAACAUGACACUUUUCCCAAACUGGGUUUAAAAGGGGAUAAGAAAAAUGGGAACUUUUGUAAUCUUUUCUUUCCUAAGUUGGCUUAAAAUAGCAUUUAAAGAGACUAUGUCAAAUUCAAAAGAGGCAUAAUUUUUGGAAAAAUUAAAAAUGGUCAUGUUUCUGUUGUCCCAUUAAACAUAGGUCAGUGUUUUGCUUGUGUUUGAAAGGCCAAUGAAACCCGAUUGUGUUCCCUAACACAAUCCUGCUGAAAAAUAUUCACAAUUUAUUGAAACAUGGAUGUCACUUGAUGAUGGAUAUCUACCUUGUUUGGUAUUUUCAAGCAUUAUCCUUCUGUUUAGGACAUGAUUAAAAAUGCCAUCCUGGUAACUGUACCACGCCAUGAGGUUUCUAUGUGUUGUUACAGCUUGUAUGUCCCACCAUUAUAUAGUGUUACUCAAAGCCACAUCCAACGUGGCGUAUCAUGUAUGUACAUACCUUUGCCAUGCAGCUUUUGGUAGUGAAAAAUUAUUAAGUUCAAAUAAAUCACCUUGAAAUACAUUCAAGGUCAUAUGGGUCAAACAUGUGUCAAUGUUAGAACAGUUAAUCUUUUGACUACUCCGGUAGCUUUCUGUGAUGGAAGGGUACCAUGACCCACACUCAAAUGUCAAAAGUGGUUAAGGUCAUUGGAGUGUAUUGAUAAACGGAAACAGGA
Messenger RNA from Mizuhopecten yessoensis (Yesso scallop), 14170 nucleotides. Its product is annotated as laminin subunit alpha-like. Gene Ontology annotation, molecular function: extracellular matrix structural constituent. Lineage: Eukaryota; Metazoa; Mollusca; Bivalvia; Pectinida; Pectinidae. Gene Ontology annotation, biological process: axon guidance; cell adhesion. Gene Ontology annotation, cellular component: basement membrane. The record is from RefSeq and is a predicted model, not a curated record. The coding region runs from base 55 to 10956 and encodes 3633 amino acids. The transcript is spliced from 75 exons.